GGGAGAGCCAGGAACUUCUUUCCCCUUCUCUGUGUCAGGAUCGCAGAAAUUAUGCCCCUUCUCUCACCAUGAGCUGGCUCUCCAGUUCCCAGGGAGUUGUGCUCACUGCCUACCACCCCAGCGGCAAGGACCAGGCCCUGGGGGGGAACCAUGGCAAGGGAGGGGAGGAAGCCACCACGAGUCGCAGAUAUGGCCAGUAUACUAUGAACCAGGAAAUCACCAAAGUUAUAGAAAGGCCUCCAUUUGAUCGAUCAAGUUCCCAGGAUUCUUUGGAUGAACUAUCUAUGGAAGAUUAUUGGACCGAACUAGAAAAUAUCAAGAAAUCCAGUGAGAACAGACAAGAUGAUCAAGAGGUGGUGGUUGUCAAAGAGCCUGAUGAGGGAGAACUGGAAGAAGAAUGGCUUAAGGAGGCCGGUUUGUCCAAUCUCUUUGGAGAGGCUGCUGGGGAUCCCCAAGAAAGCAUGGUGUUUUUAUCAACACUGACCCGGACGCAGGCGGCAGCUGUUCAGAAACGAGUAGAGACUGUCUCCCAGACCUUGAGGAAAAAAAACAAACAGUACCAGGUUCCUGACGUCAGAGACAUAUUUGCUCAACAGAGAGGGUCAAAAGAAAGUGAGCCUCCAGAUGGUACAGAAUCACAAUCAGUCAGAACAGACGAAAACAAAUACCAAGGAAAAGAUGAUCAGGCAUCUAGCCUAGUUGUUGGCGAAAAGGAGCUGACUCCACUGGUGCCUGAAGAGGCACCUGCCUCUGAAACAGACAUCAACCUGGAGGUAUCAUUUGCAGAGCAAGCUGUCAAUCAGAAAGAGAGCCCCAGAGAGAAAAUCCAGAGGAGCAAAGGGGACGAUGCCCUGUUACCUAGUUUCAGGUUGCCAAAAGACAAAACAGGCACCACCAAGAUUGGUGACCUGGCACCCCAGGACAUGAAGAAAGUUUGCCAUUUAGCCUUAAUUGAGCUGACCGCCCUCUAUGAUGUAUUGGGUGUUGAACUGAAACAACUAAAAGCUGUGAAAAUCAAAACAAAAGACUCUGGCCUUUUUGGUGUUCCAUUGACAGUACUGUUAGAACAAGAUCAGAAGAAAGUACCAGGAACUCGAAUACCCUUGAUAUUUCAAAAACUCAUUUCUCGCAUUGAAGAGGGAGGUUUGGAAACAGAAGGCCUCUUAAGGAUACCUGGAGCUGCCGUUCGAAUCAAGAAUCUUUGCCAAGAACUGGAAGCAAAGUUUUAUGAAGGGACUUUUAAUUGGGAAAGUGUUAAGCAGCAUGAUGCCGCCAGCCUGCUGAAGCUCUUCAUCCGGGAGCUGCCCCAGCCACUGCUCAGCGUAGAAUAUCUCAAAGCCUUUCAGGCUGUCCAGAAUCUUCCAACCAAGAAGCAACAACUACAGGCUUUGAACCUUCUUGUCAUCCUCCUGCCCGAUGCAAACAGAGACACACUCAAGGCCCUGCUUGAAUUUCUCCAAAGAGUCGUGGACAAUAAAGAGAAAAAUAAGAUGACAGUCAUGAAUGUAGCAAUGGUCAUGGCCCCAAAUCUCUUCAUGUAUCAUACAUUGGGUUUGAAGUCCAGUGAACAGCGAGAAUUUGUAAUGGCAGCUGGGAUAGCUAAUAUCAUGCACUUAUUGAUUAAGUAUCAAAAACUUCUGUGGACAAUUCCCAAGUUUAUUGUCAACCAAGUGAGGAAACAAAACACUGAAAAUCAUAGAAAAGAUAAAAAAGCCAUGAAGAAAUUGCUGAAGAAAAUGGCCUAUGACCGGGAAAAAUAUGAAAAACAAGAUAAGAGUGCAAAUGAUGUGUCACUUAAUCUUCGAGUUUUGGUGUUCCCUUCUGAGAAAUUCAGCGAUUAUUCUGACAAAAUACUAGCUGACGUUCCUCAGGGAGUGAUUCGAGUGCAAGCUCCCCAUCUUUCGAAAGUUUCCAUGGCAAUACAGCUAACUGAAGAACUCAGAGCCAGUGAUGUACUUGCCAGGUUUCUCAGCCAAGAAAGUAGUGGGGUUGCCCAGACUCUCAAGAAUGGGGAAGUUUUUUUGUAUGAAAUUGGAGGAAAUAUUGGGGAACGCUGCCUCGAUGACGACACUUACAUGAAGGACUUAUAUCAGCUCAACCCCAAUGCUGAAUGGGUUAUAAAGUCAAAGCCAUCAUAGAAGUCUUAACGCUGCAAAUAACCGCAAGGACUCCCUUAGUCAUAUUUGCUGGGUCAAGAGUGUAAAUAAAAGAAACAGUGGGACACUUUUAUUAUUCAAAUGUACCUGACUCUUGAAUAGUGACACACUCAAGCUUUAAAAAGUUAUAGAUUUGUGCUGCUGCCAGAUUAUGUUAAUUAUUAUUAUUCAUAUUAUUAUUAGAAAACAUCUCCGGAGUGAGAAGAAAGGGGCUUAUUUAGCUUGGAGGCUAUUUUCAUACACUCUGUGGAAUGUGUCCAGAAGUGACAUCAUUUUUUUUUAAUGUGAAAAUAUACUCUCCUCCCUCUCUUUUUUUCUCCUCAAAUAAUACAUACAGUAAUAUAUGCUUUUUCACCUUUCUCUCCUCCUGACAUCUGCCUUUCCCCAAAUGGGUUUACUUUUCAACCAAAAAGGUAACAAAUACCAGGUAUGGCAAGUUGUAAAGACAGUACCUCUUAAACCAGACUGAAUUCAACAGUAUUCCUGUCUCUACUGAAUGUUAAUAUUUAUCUCUUUGAAUCAUUUGUUCAAACAAUAACAUCCCACUUCUUCCCGCUGUAUCACAUGAAGUGAUUUGCAUUUUUUUCAGUUUAUCUGACAUAUGUGCACAAAACUGUAUCCACUAUCAAGAAAAUAGAACUGUCAGAAACUGCCAAUUAUUACUGCACCAUUUAAGACUUACAUACUCAGAAGAAAUAAAAAAUAUCCACGUGGAAUAACUGGAUUAUGGAUAACGAGAGUGAAAGCCAGAUCACUUCACGUAUGCUGUAGUCUUCUAAAUGAAACUUAAAAAGUCAUAGCUGGCUUUACCUGUUGUCAUAUUAACAGUACAAAUAUGCAUGAUUGUAUGAACCAGUAAUUGUUGAGAAUGUAUUCUGCUGAAAGAGGGAUUUUUUUUUUUUUACUCAUAAAUAAGUCAACAGUAAGAGUUAUUCUUCUGGGUAUGACACAGUCAUAUGAACAAGCUUUUGUUUGUGUCCUUAUUUUAAAUAAUCAGAGCAAAUUUAUUAAAAUGCGGUAGAAAGGACUAUUCCCAGGGAUUUUAAUGCACAAACCAUAUUGUGAAAAGAGAUGAGCCUCUGUACUGUAAAUAAGAGGAAUGAAGUGAGAGAGAAAUGUUCAAUAUUUUUUGAGUUUAGAGUGUAGUAAAUAAAAGGUGAUGUAAAUAAAUAUUGCACAACUGUGUUUAUGAUACUUUUAUUAGGACUUCAGGAAAAAUUGCACAUUCUCAGAAGCUCUUGAUGUCACUCUAAUUAGGAGGGGAAAAUGCUGCUAAUGAGAACAGUCGCAAAUUUUAAUUACAAGAGCAGCCUGUGGAUAUGAUCACUUAAAUAUCUUUGUGGUGAUUUGUGCCAUUGCUUUUUUAUUUAAAAAUUUUUUAUAAUUA
Molecule: messenger RNA, 3543 nt
Organism: Mesoplodon densirostris (Blainville's beaked whale)
Lineage: Eukaryota; Metazoa; Chordata; Mammalia; Artiodactyla; Ziphiidae
Gene: ARHGAP18
Product: Rho GTPase activating protein 18
Exons: 16
Coding region: 69-2138 (689 amino acids)
Biological process (GO): regulation of actin filament polymerization; signal transduction; regulation of small GTPase mediated signal transduction
Cellular component (GO): cytoplasm
Molecular function (GO): GTPase activator activity
Source: RefSeq, a predicted model, not a curated record